Brienomyrus brachyistius is the source of this 4827-nucleotide messenger RNA. Its product is annotated as BTB/POZ domain-containing protein KCTD16-like. NCBI's taxonomy places the organism in Eukaryota, Metazoa, Chordata, Actinopteri, Osteoglossiformes, Mormyridae. The coding region runs from base 633 to 1940 and encodes 435 amino acids. The record is from RefSeq and is a predicted model, not a curated record. Gene Ontology annotation, molecular function: protein binding. Gene Ontology annotation, cellular component: postsynaptic membrane; presynaptic membrane. The transcript has 3 exons. Gene Ontology annotation, biological process: regulation of G protein-coupled receptor signaling pathway; protein homooligomerization.
UAUAAUACGCACAAGACGAGUUCAAAUGUCACAACACCCGAGCCAUCGAAACACGUUGCAUUUGUAGGUGACAUUUUCCUUUAAGAUGAUGUAAGACUUCGCUCCCCUGUAUGGUUUCUCCCCUGGCCGCUGAGGCAGCAUCUAAGCGUGUGCGCGGUGCCGUCCGGAGCGGCUCCCGGAAAAAGCUUCGCUCCUCGGUUAGCGGCGCUAUUACGCACCGACCGCUUCAAGCUUCGCAUCCGACGGCAGGAGAUGAGGAGUUAAGUGCGAUCGAGGGACCUUGCAGGAGUGCACGUCGGCGAAAACAUGUGAAGUGUCCUAAACCAAUCUGCAUAUUUGGGCGUGUAUUUAUAUAUACAUCGUCAUACCUGAUAUAUUUCUCUGAAGUUACUCGAGAUCAACGGACACGAUUGUGCUUCAAAGAAGUUGGAAAUAUAUCUCCAAACAGCAAAGAUUUCCACUUGGACUUCUGAAGUUGCUGAUAAACUUCAUUUUAUUCGCAGAUAUGGAUUGAUGUGAAAUCAAUUGAUUUUGCCGAGUUGCAGGACCAGUCGUCGAUCGCAUUAAGAAAGCAGGAAAUCAUACAGAAACUUUCGGCACAGCCAUCAGACGCCGGGGCGAUUUUCGUGUGCAUGACUGAAACGAUGGCACUGAGUGGGAACUGUAGGACUUACCCUAAUGCCAAGGAGCAGGGGACUGUCCAGCCCGCUGUCCCCGAUGUUAUAGAGCUGAAUGUCGGGGGGCAGGUCUACUAUACUCGGCAUGCCACAUUAAUCAGUAUUCCGAAUUCCUUACUGGGAAAAAUAUUCUCUCCCAAGAAAGAUGCAUCCAACGACCUGGCACGGGACCCUAAGGGACGCUACUUCAUCGACAGAGAUGGCUUUUUAUUUCGAUACGUAUUGGACUACCUCAGGGACCAGCAGGUCGUGCUGCCCGAUCACUUUCCCGAGAAGGGGAGACUAAAGAGGGAGGCGGAAUACUUUCAGUUGCCGGAGCUGGUGAAGAUUUUAACCCCCGACGACCUGAAACAAAGUCCAGACGACUACUGUCACAGUGACUUAGACGACGCUUCCCAAGGGAGUGACCAGAGGACGUGCCCCCCGGCAUCACUAGUGCCAGCCAGCAGGAAGUAUGGCUUCAUCACGGUCGGGUACCGAGGAUCGUGUACGAUGGGGAGGGAGAGCCAGAGCGACGCCAAAUUUAGGAGGGUGCCGAGGAUUUUGGUCUGUGGAAGGAUCGCCUUAGUGAAAGAAGUCUUCGGGGAAGCAUUAAACGAGAGCCGUGACCCGGACCGGCCUCCCGAGCGGUACACGUCCCGCUUUUACCUUAAGUUCAAACACCUGGAGAGAGCCUUUGACAUGCUGUCCGAGUGCGGAUUCCAGAUGGUGGCCUGUAAUUCGUCGGUGACGGCAUCGUUUGUCACUCAGUAUACCGAUGACAAGAUCUGGUCCAGUUACACGGAAUAUGUCUUCUAUCGUGGGUCGUCAAGGUGGUCGUCUCCUCACUGCGACUGCUGCUGCAAGACCCACAAGGGCGAUCGCGAGGGCGAGAGCGGCACCUCCGGGCACGAUCUGACCACCUCCAGCUCAGAGAGCCAGUCGGAGGCAAGCUCACCCCAGGGCACCGUCAUCUGCGGGCCAGUCAGCCGCCAGUGCAACAUACAGACCCUGGACCGACCUGCUAAGAAGGGGCCUGUGCAGGUCCUGCAGCAGCCUGAGGUGCGUAGGAAGAGCGACCUGCUGCGCACGCUGACUGCCGGCUCCCGUGACACCAGUGGAGGAGGUGCUGGUGGCAAGAAGAAGCCUCCCAAGGAGAAGAUGACUGCGGAGGAGGAGCUCGAGAAGUGCAUCCAGGACUUCCGCAAGAUCAAGAUCCCCGAACGCUUCCCUGAGAGGAAGUACAUGUGGCAGUCAGAGCUGCUGCACAAAUACCACUUGUGAGGAGGCGAGGGGCGUACGUCCAGUGGAGGGUACAUCCAGUGGGCCAUACACCCAAUGGAGGAUACAUCCAGAGGGGCAUAUGUCCAGUGGAGGGUACAUCCAGUGGAGGGUACAUCCAGAGGGGCGUACAUCCAGUGGAGGGUACAUCCACAGAAGUACGCGUCCAGUGGGGGGUACAUUCUGAGGGGCGUACGUCCAGUGGAGGAUACAUACAGGGGGGCAUACGUCCAGUGGAGGGUACAUCCAGAAGGGCGUACGUCCAGUGGAGGAUACAUACAGUACAGGGGGGCAUACGUCCAGUGGAGGGUACAUCUAGAAGGGCGUAUAUCCAGUGAAGGGUACAUCCAGAGGAGCGUACGUCCAGCGGAAGGUAUAUCCAGAGGGGCGUAUGUCCAGCGCAAUGUACAUACGUGCAGCAUCCAGCCUAUCCUCUGUGGAUAACACUGUGGAUAAUGGCCACACUAGGCUAAUUGUUUCCUUUUCACCUUUAAUAUAAUCCCUGACAUUCACAGGAUGUACCGUCCCACAUGCAAGCGAUAUUUAGACUUCUGCUUUAUGAACGUUCUUAGAGUACACGUGUGGCGGUGGGACCCAGAGUGUGGGUGAAUUUUCACAGAGAUUACAGUCUAUACGCCUGUUCCCACUGCCAGCUUCCAGGUAUUAAUGGGGAUCUCCUAAAUCAGGACCUCUUUCCCUGGCUGCAUGUCAAUAGUGAUGAAAAAUAGGUGGGAAGGUUCCAAGAUAAAUGUGUAACCCUCAUAAAUAUUUUGUCAUGUCCCAAACCCGCAGUCUGAAAAUACCUGCUGCUUGUGUGAAAUCAAUAGCUGGUUUGUAUCCACUCCUUGGCAGAAUGAUGGAGAUUAAGCAGUAGAUGAAUACAUGCUUGUUCGCCGUCGUCUGGAUGGCAGAGUGGCUGUGAGCUGUCAGCUCUCAGGCAGACACUGUCCCUCACAAAACAGCCCGCAGAUCCUAUCAGCACUACAGACUUAUUCAGGCACAUUAGAACGUCCUCUUUGUACGAGCGGCUGGUUUGGUUUUCAGCGGCUCCGUGAACGAAUGCAGAAUCUGUUAGAGCAGAAGGGGUGUCGCACGAUGUAUACGUCCAAAGGCAGGACACUGAGCUCGGCCUCGUACGGACAGAUUGCUCAUUUGGAAAGCAUAACAGGAUCGCUAAUUAACAGAAAAUCGCCUUUCUGGAAAGAGCCUCAGUAAGACUCCAGGGCUGCCUAGUGUCAGUGUGAGGGAACCUGGGAGCUGCAGAAGCGUAACAAUGGAGAAUCACUAGAGUGCCGGUUUCCUUCUGGGUCAAAGGUCGCCACCCUCCAGUUCUGCACUGAGGUCAUAGUGACCUGAAUGGAUAUUACUUUCGUAUGUUUGUUCGUAUGUUUGUUUAGAUAAGUGUGUAGCUGAGGAUGCCCUUUGUAUGCGUCCAGCAUGGGAAUAAUGAUAGGGAGGUUGUCUGAUGUCUGCGGUAAUGCUGAAGUGCUUGAUGAGCGUGAGAGGCAGCUGGGCUCUCUGGCCUCGGUGGGCUGGGGGACGGUGUUGACUGGGGAAGUAGCGCUAGCUUUGUAACUACUUUGUAACAGAUGAUACCCGAUUGCAUUAGGAGGAACAUCAGUAGAAUGUAAGCUAGAUUAGUUGGCCCAGAAGAUGGCUUCUGCCAGUGUGACCACGAUGCAGCGCUGUUAGCCGCUAACUCAAGCCAACUGUAGUAAAUAGUGAAUACUAAAGAGAGUUAUGAGAUCCAGCAUUUAAAAAUACUUGAUAUAAGGGGUUAUGUUCCUUUAAGAUACACCCUUAAGUACUAUGGUUGUUUCAAAAAGAAAUGUUUUAGCUCAAAUUCAAUUAAAUCUGGAAUAAAGUGUUAUUUUCCCAAAGAAAUUAGAGAUCCAAGAUGAACGGAAAUAAUGUGAUUCUGAUCCGGUUUAUGUCAUAUGUACAAUUUUUUUACUAUGUUACUGCUACAAAGUUAUAUUUAUUUUUUAUAUAGAAGAAAAAGUGUCCAGUUGAAUUAUCUGGUUUUCUGUGCAUUAAAACUGAACGUUGACUUGUCUCACACCGACUUUUUCCAUAAGAAUUCUAGUGUUGUAUUCAUCUGUGAAUAAUACUUAAAUGAAAAUACAUAGAAAUCCUCUAUGUAAAUAGUGUAUAAGAAAUACAUAAUGUGAACACAGAUGAAAUAUGAGUAUGAAUGAAAAGGGAUAAUAUUAGAGUCAUUUGACGUUGCAGAGUCCAGAUUAGCCUCACCUCAUUGUGUACAGGGGCUGGCAUACACUAAUGAAAGGGGACGUACAGCAAGGGUGUGUAACUGCAAGGAAGUGGACGUAAGCACAGUCACCCCUGAUCGGCGUUUAGCCCUGAGAGUUUUCCCCAAGGCACUUUUCAGGGUUUGCUAAUCCGAUCGUUUCAUAGACAGGGCAUUAUCCUCUUUGCUUUAUUUUUUACCAAAAAAAUGUUAGAAUAAAUGAACUUCCCAAAGCUUGGUCCCCCCCCCCCCCGCCACUGCAAGUCUGAAGCUUAGCUGCGAGCUCCUGGCCUCUGUCUCACACGCUCUGUGUAAGUUGUAAAGCAGCCGAUGACCACAGGACAGCCCCUAAGAGGAGAGACGCCGACUGGGAGACCGAGCCUAAAGACAAGGAUGUUGUGUCGUUUAAUGUUCAAUUUAUGAAACGUCUGGAACGUUGUUGUACGCAUGCCUAAUGUCGAUAUAAUAAAUGCUGCAGAUUAUUAGUAUGUUCUAGUGACAUUAUGUACGAACAAAGCACAAUGUGUGGAUUGUGUCUGCUACUGUUUCUGUACAGCUGUACACUGUUCCUUAUACAGACUACUACCUAGGUACAAAUUAAUUUAACUAUGGACAUUUGGAAAAUGUACAUCUAGUUAUAAA